AUGAAGACCAUCGCUCUUGUGUGCGUUCUGUUGGGCGUGGCCGCCGCCCUCCCCGGCCUCCGUCAGCGCCGUGACUCCUCGGCCCUCUUCUACGAGCUGCCCUCCAACGCCUCCCUCAUCCUGGGCGGCAUCCAGACCGGCUUCGACUGCGGCGACCUGCCCUACGGCUACUACGCCGACGAGGCCAACAACUGCGCCGUCUUCCACGUGUGUCUGCCCUACAUCGACAACGACCUCUACAUCACCCGCCACUUCUCCUUCAUGUGCGGCGCAGGCACCAUGUUCGACCAGGAGCGCCUCGUGUGCGACUUCCCCGAGAGCGCCCUUCCCUGCUCCGAGGCCGCCGCCUUCAGGAGGUCCAACGAGUACUUCGGCCGCGAGGACGUCAACUUCCUCGAGAAGUAAGCAUCUGUGCUGCCAAACUCAUGCGCUACAGAAACACUUCAUACUCUUCACACAAACAUUUCUUAUGUACAUUAUCGUCCUAUCUGUCUUUUCCGAAAUUAAAGAAUAAACCAAGUUAUA
Messenger RNA from Penaeus chinensis, 525 nucleotides. RefSeq names its product U-scoloptoxin(01)-Cw1a-like. NCBI's taxonomy places the organism in Eukaryota, Metazoa, Arthropoda, Malacostraca, Decapoda, Penaeidae. The transcript is spliced from 2 exons. The record is from RefSeq and is a predicted model, not a curated record. Gene Ontology annotation, cellular component: extracellular region. The coding region runs from base 1 to 405 and encodes 134 amino acids. Gene Ontology annotation, molecular function: chitin binding.